This is a messenger RNA of Sciurus carolinensis (gray squirrel), 1956 nucleotides long. RefSeq names its product microtubule-associated protein 10-like. Gene Ontology annotation, biological process: mitotic spindle midzone assembly; cytoplasmic microtubule organization; positive regulation of cytokinesis. Lineage: Eukaryota; Metazoa; Chordata; Mammalia; Rodentia; Sciuridae. Gene Ontology annotation, molecular function: microtubule binding. Gene Ontology annotation, cellular component: mitotic spindle pole; mitotic spindle midzone; midbody. The record is from RefSeq and is a predicted model, not a curated record.
AUGGCGGUUGAGCGGUUCUUCACGCUGGAGCUGCUGGCCUACCGCGCUGCCCGGCGGCGCCCUGGGCUUCGGGUGCGGCAUGGCCUGCGUGUUACGCCUGCGCCCAGCCGCCCUGCGCCGAGCUGCUGCAGCUGCCCGCCGCUCCUGGGCCUCCCUCGCCCCGCCUGCUGGGCGCCUGCGACGUCCCAGCACAGUCCGGCAGCCCGGGCACCUUCGCCCUACUGGACCCGGCGGGCACUGUUCUGCCGCCUGACGCGGAGCUGGGCGGCCGCGUCCGUGACCCCGCCAACUCGGCCCCCGCCGCCUUCGGCGCCCCGGACCUCGCUGACCCGGCCCCCGCUGACCCGGCCCCGGACCGCGGCCCCCGGGACCCCGCCAAGGCGCGGGAAGGAGCCCCCAGCCCUGCCCGCGCGGGCUCCUCGGAAGAACAACAAACCUGGCCCUGCGGAGGCUGCGGACAGCAGUGUCAGCACCAUCAGCACCUCCAGCAAGGAAGACGCCGAGCUGGCCCUGGAAACCAACACCUUUUGCUCUCCUCCUCUGUAUUACACUCCCUUGACCCAAGAAAGGACGCUUCCUGCAGGCGUCAAAAUCACCAUUGAGUCCCAAAGGGACGGAUCUGAGGAGCUGGGUGAUGCCUUGCAGGAAAAAGUACUUGUAAACCCUCCAACACCUCUGAGCCCUCCAGAAGGUACAGAUUCUGCAACACAGGAGACUCCUGCGGUGCUUUUGAGUCCACCAGAGAGUCAGGAUGUAAGCGGAGCCGUUAAUGAAUCUACAUGUCGCCCUCAAACUGAACAAAAUACAAUCAGUACAAUAAGGCAGCUUCCUUUGCUGAAUGCUUUGUUAAUUGAGCUGUCCUUGUUAUACAACCAACCCAUGGCGAGUCCAACUCAUAUGCAUCCCCACUUAGCCUGGUUGUAUAGAACCGAGGAUAAGAAGGUACCAGAAUCUUGUGCCAAAUCCACGUGUCACUAUGAAUCUAAGAAGGAUAAGUUUUCAGUGGGGGACCAUGAGAAGUCAGUGAAUCUUCAGUGUAGAAAGAACCAAUUUGAAAACCUUAAGAAAGAAUAUUUUGAGAACAGUGGCAAUUGUCACAAGAGGGUGACUAGGGGGCAUCUACUUUAUGGUCUAACAAAUACACUUAGACUUGGUUUAAGGCAGACAAAUCCUGACAUGUUAGUAGUACAUGAAAAGAGAGAAUAGUACAGAAAGAUGCAAGCACAAACGUUAGGAAUUGGAAAUAAAGAAAUAGAUGAUUGGCAACUCAGAACCACAGAGUAUGAUGUUCCUGCUGAAAUGAGUGAAAAUAGUUGCCAUGAAAGCAUCUCAGAACUGAAGUAUUCAGAUGGUUUCACCAGUCCUUGCUAUUCAGAAGACUUCUACACCACUGAGGAGACCAGCAAGAGUUUGCAAACUCAUGAUAGCAGUCCAGGGGCAGAAAUUUCACGUAACAGUAGGUCUAGUGGAGUAAGACCACCCUCAAGGAAAAGCAGCAGUGAGAGUUCUGUUCUUAGCCCACCCUUUUCAGCUGGAUCACCGGUACUCUCACAAAAGAGGAGGCAUCUUUCAAAGACUCGGGAUAAAAUCAUGGAGAAGGCAUCUAGUAACUCCACCAGUAAUUUAUCUUCAUCCCAUGGGACUGAGGAAAAAGAAAGCCAGAUAGACCAAAACAGUAGGCAUAAUUCUAAGGGUAAAAAAAGAGGUCAAGUCUUCUCUAUGAAACGUAAAGCAGAAACUGGUUGCAAAUGGUCAGAAAAAAAUCCGAUGCUGCUGACAUCUCAGGUGAGUUCUUACCUGCCCUCUAAUUUGUCAGAAAUGGAACUCAGUGUUCUGGAUGGCAGUACAUCAGAUCACUUUGAAGAAGAGGAUGGAAUUGGUUCACUGAGAAUUUCAAAGCAAUACAAAGAUAUCUGUGAGUUAGUAUUAAAGAAACUUCCAGGAUAUAUAGUGUAA